Messenger RNA from Filobasidium floriforme, 2038 nucleotides. Its product is annotated as ZPR1 zinc-finger domain-containing protein. Bases 112 to 1623 code for a protein of 503 amino acids. Gene Ontology annotation, molecular function: zinc ion binding. The transcript is spliced from 5 exons. The record is from RefSeq and is a predicted model, not a curated record. Gene Ontology annotation, cellular component: cytoplasm; nucleus. Lineage: Eukaryota; Fungi; Basidiomycota; Tremellomycetes; Filobasidiales; Filobasidiaceae.
GCCAGAAACUUAUUCACCCUGUUUGUUCGAUUGCUUGGCUUCGUCAUUGAUUAAUAUCAGAUAUAUCAGACAGUUAGACAGUUCCAGUACUCGCCAAGACACGUUCCCACCAUGAGCCAACAGGAAAACCUCUUUAAACCCAUCGGACAACUCGCCCAGGACACGGACGCACGGCCCGAGGUCGACGACGACGAUGCACGUCUCCAGGAGGGCGGCGACUUUCAAGAGGGAAAUGAGCGAGAGGUCGAGCAGGUCGAGAGUUUAUGCAUGGAAUGUCAUCAGCAGGGCAUCACCCGAAUGCUUCUAACGAGCAUUCCCUACUUUCGCGAGGUCAUCAUCAUGUCCUUCCGAUGUGACCACUGUGGCAACUCGAACACCGAGAUUCAGAGCGCCGGGGAGAUUCAGCCCAAGGGAUGCAUCUACUCGGUCCACAUCCUCAACGCCAAGGACCUCAACCGACAACUCGUCAAAUCCAACACCUGCACCAUCACCAUCCCCGAGAUCAGCCUGACGCUACCGGCGUCGCGAGGCCAGCUCACCAACGUCGAGGGUCUCGUCAGCGACAUCGUCCGGGACCUAUCGCUCGACCAGCCCGUACGCAAGAUCAUGGACCCGGCCACGCACGACAAGAUCGAGACCCUCCUCAACCGACUGAAGGAGUGUUUGGACGACGACGAUGACGAGGCGACCACCGGCGAAAAGCCCGAAAAGACGUUCACCCCCUUUACGCUGAAGCUCGACGACCCGAGCGGCAACUCGUACGUCCAAUUCUUUGGAACGACGAGCGACGCACAAUGGAGCCUCCGAGCGUACAACCGGACCCGCGACCAAAACGUCACGCUCGGUCUCGUUGCCGAGGAGGAAGAGGCUUCGGCCUCCAAAAAGGAGCCCGUCGGUGCGAUCGACGGAAUUCGACCGAGCAUGACGGAACGAGAGGACGGGACGGUGGUGCCCGAAGAGGUGUUCACUUUCCCUGGAGCGUGCUCGAGCUGUGGACAUCAGAUCGACACUUUGAUGCAGAGGGUCAACAUUCCUCAUUUCAAGGACAUCAUCAUCAUGUCGACAAACUGUGAAUACUGCGGCUACCGAGACAACGAAGUCAAGUCGGGUGGAGCCAUCGCAGAAAAGGGCAAAAAGAUCAUCUUGAAGGUGGAAGAUGAGGAGGACCUCAGUCGAGAUCUGCUCAAGUCCGAGACGUGUGGUCUGGAGAUCCCCGAGAUCGACCUGGUAUUACAGCCCGGAACCCUGGGCGGACGAUUCACCACCAUGGAGGGUCUCUUGCAGCAGGUCUACGAAGAGCUCAGCACCAAGGUGUUCAACACCGGAGGCGGCGACUCGGCACUCACGGACAGCGAGGACAAGGGCAAUUUUGCCAAGUUCCUUGGUAGCCUGAAGGAGGUCAUGGUGGCCGCGCGUCCGUUUACCCUGAUUCUGGACGACCCGGUGGCCAAUUCUUACCUGCAAAACAUUUACGCGCCCGAUGACGACCCCAACAUGGAGAUCAUUACGUACGACAGGACGCACGAGCAGAACGAGGACCUCGGUAUCAACGACAUGGUCUUGACCGGAUACGACAACGAGCAUCCCGAGGUGGCAGCGGAGGGUGGUGACAAGGCGGAGUAGAGCUCGGAUGCUAGAUGUUUCUUUGUGGCAGGUGUAAUCUCAUAGUGUAUCGCAUUACGCCGUGUGCAUUAAAGGAUUGUUUCCGAUGUACGGAUCGCUGCAACUCACGGUCUACCGCUGCUCUCAAGGGCCAGACGGAAUGAAGGCAGAAGCUCGCACAUGCCGCAUCAGUGCUGGAUUAUGGCAUACAACAUAUUACAUACCAGCUGCGCAAACAAGGCGCAAUGUGGAUUUCGUUGGAGAAUAGAGGUGGCGGUCCUAGGAGAUUGUCACAUCCGUUGCGUGGCUUAUCGUACCCAAAGGAUCUGAAAGGCAUAGCAGGGUAGAGCUCAAGCGAAGAGGAUAUGAUGGACGCCUUUGUCGGGUUCCAAUGCCAAGUACGCAGUCAGCAAGUCUCACUCUGGCUUUGUGAUAG